This is a messenger RNA of Cyclospora cayetanensis, 576 nucleotides long. RefSeq lists its product as uncharacterized. Lineage: Eukaryota; Apicomplexa; Conoidasida; Eucoccidiorida; Eimeriidae. Bases 1 to 576 code for a protein of 191 amino acids. The transcript is spliced from 2 exons. The record is from RefSeq and is a predicted model, not a curated record.
AUGAUGGUCAAGUACGAAGAGCUAAGCGCCGUGACGAUAGCCCCGGAACAUGCAGUGCCAUCAUUGCAAGCUAUUCUUGGACUUUUGAGCGGAGCGGUGUAUGAGUUUGUACUUGAGCUGGAAGUCGAGGCUCCUCGAAAACGGAUGGCGCCAAAAGACCGAUGGAAGACCGCUUUCCGCUCAGCAACGGGUCUAUUUGAAUAUACGAGGAUGCCGUUCGGUCUCAAGGGUGCUACCACCGCGCUUCAUCCUAAUAUCAAUGCGUAUUGUGAGGGGCUAGCUGGAUAUACGAUUCUGAAAGCUCCCGACUUCAUCAAACCUUACCACCUAUAUAACGGUGCAUCGGGCUCCGCCUUACGUGCACUGCUGAAACAAAAGAACAAGUCAGUCGAUUUCCGUAGCCAGGUCAUGAUCUUGGCAAAGCAGAACUACUCCAUUAGCGACCCGGAGUUUUUGGCUUUGGUCACGUCUUUGAUAAGAGGUAACAUGUACCCCGUUGCACAAAGAAUGCCCCCCGUACUGAUUACUGAAGUUGAUCUACUAACUCACCUCAUCCGAGCCAAUGCGAGGAUGUAA